GCGUACGUCAUUUCGUCGAGCUUCCGCCAGCUUUGCUGCGUUUCUCCGGGUGGGGGGAAGGGGAGACUAUUACUUCGGUGUUUGAGAUCAUGGAGCCAGACUCUGUCAUAGAGGAUAAAACAAUUGAGCUUAUGUGUUCUGUGCCAAGGUCUUUGUGGCUAGGCUGCUCCAACCUGGUAGAGAGCAUGUGCGCACUGAGAUGCCUGCAGAGCAUGCCCAGUGUCAGAUGUCUCCAGACUACUUCUGUUAUGGAUGAUCAGAAUGAAGAUGAAUCUCCAAAGAAAAACACCUUAUGGCAGAUAACCAAUGGGACAUCAUCAGUGAUUGUAUCCAGAAAGCGCACAUCUGAUGGAAAUUAUGAGAAAGAGAAGGACUUGUGUAUAAAAAUUUUUGAUCAGUGGUCUGAAUCGGAUCAGGUGGAGUUUGUGGAACAUCUUAUUUCUCGAAUGUGUCACUACCAGCAUGGACAUAUUAAUUCUUACUUGAAGCCCAUGUUACAACGAGACUUCAUUACAGCAUUGCCAGAACAGGGAUUGGAGCAUAUUGCAGAAAAUAUACUGUCCUACUUGGAUGCUCGAUCGCUCUGUGCAGCAGAACUUGUAUGUAAAGAAUGGCAAAGAGUUAUUUCAGAAGGCAUGCUGUGGAAAAAACUUAUUGAGAGAAUGGUCCGUACAGAUCUGUUGUGGAAGGGUCUAUCAGAAAGAAGAGGAUGGGAUCAAUAUCUUUUUAAGAACAGACCUACUGAUGGACCACCCAACUCAUUUUACAGAUCACUUUAUCCCAAAAUUAUUGAAGAUAUUGAGACAAUAGAAGCCAACUGGAGAUGUGGAAGACAUAAUCUUCAGAGAAUUCAGUGCCGUUCUGAAAACAGUAAAGGGGUUUACUGUCUUCAGUAUGAUGAUGAGAAGAUAAUCAGUGGACUACGGGAUAACUCCAUUAAGAUAUGGGACAAAACAACCUUGGAGUGUCUGAAAAUCCUAACCGGACAUACAGGGUCAGUCCUUUGUUUACAGUACGACGAAAGGGUCAUAGUUACAGGUUCUUCAGACUCUACUGUCAGAGUCUGGGAUGUUAAUAGUGGAGAGGUGCUAAACACACUCAUUCAUCACAAUGAAGCAGUACUUCAUCUUCGGUUCUGCAAUGGUUUAAUGGUUACCUGUUCAAAGGACAGAUCUAUUGCUGUCUGGGAUAUGGCAUCUCCCACAGAUAUCACACUAAGGCGUGUUCUAGUUGGUCAUCGUGCAGCUGUUAACGUUGUUGACUUUGAUGACAAAUAUAUUGUUUCAGCUUCUGGUGAUAGGACAAUUAAGGUUUGGAGCACUAGUACUUGUGAGUUUGUUCGCACACUAAAUGGGCACAAACGUGGCAUUGCUUGUCUACAGUACCGGGAUCGUUUAGUUGUGAGCGGCUCUUCAGAUAAUACCAUCAGAUUAUGGGAUAUAGAGUGUGGAGCAUGUUUACGGGUCUUAGAAGGCCAUGAAGAACUUGUCCGCUGUAUAAGAUUUGAUAACAAGAGGAUUGUCAGCGGAGCAUAUGAUGGAAAAAUAAAGGUUUGGGAUCUACAAGCUGCCUUGGAUCCACGAGCACCUGCCAGCACCUUAUGUUUGCGUACUUUGGUGGAACAUUCGGGACGUGUGUUUCGGCUGCAGUUUGAUGAAUUCCAAAUUAUUAGCAGCUCCCAUGAUGACACCAUUUUGAUCUGGGAUUUUUUGAAUGUUCCUACAAAUGCUCCGAAUGAAACUCGCUCUCCAUCUAGGACAUAUACCUACAUCUCCAGAUAGCAUCAUGCACUUUUAAUUCCUGACCAGGGAUUAGCUAUACUGAACUACUGUACUGGAUGUGGAUACUGCAAGAAGCUCAUGUACUAGUAAUUGUUGGAAAUUGUUACUGGUGCCACUUACUAGUAUAUUGUAAAAUAUAUUGUCUCUCGUUCUUAUUACUAUGAAGUUACAAGCCACUUCAAAAGUGAAUCCAAAACAGAAAAUGCUAAUUUUAUAUAAGAACUGAACAUUUGCUUGAGGGAUUAGUUAUCAAAGGACCCAACCUCAUUUGUUUUGCACUUAGUGACUUUGAAAGAGGGUGUUUCCCAAUAGUUUUUGGGUGCCAAAUAUAAUCAAAUGUUCUUUGUGCUUAAUUAUUUUAUUUUUUUUCAAACUUGAACACAGUGAAUACUUUGUGUGUAUAUGUUUGGAAAUAUAACUGUAUAUGCCAGUUGUUGCUUUGUUGGAGUACUUUUUGACUCAUGUACAUCUAUCAGUGUGUUUUAUUGAUGACUGCCACUUACAUGAUGAUUGCUUUUCUUACAUGUUUUUCAUGAGAUCAACACAACCAAGCUUAAAGAAUUAGCCAUGCAACACUAUCAAAUAAAAGGUUACAGUUGCUAUAUUGUAACUCAGAACUCUAACUUUGUAUUCCAAAAGGUGGACCAGUUAUAUUAAAUGGAAACAUAAGUCAACAAAUGUUUUAUAUAAAUGUCUCAAUUGUUACAUUGCUAUGGUUUCCUCCUUCAUGUUUGAUAUUCAGUGCCCUUAUCAAAUAUGUCUAAUCUAUAGCACAAAUAAAUACCUACAUAUGCAUAUU
Messenger RNA from Bufo bufo (common toad), 2580 nucleotides. RefSeq names its product F-box and WD repeat domain containing 11 (gene FBXW11). The record is from RefSeq and is a predicted model, not a curated record. The coding region runs from base 90 to 1781 and encodes 563 amino acids. Gene Ontology annotation, molecular function: protein dimerization activity. The transcript has 14 exons. Lineage: Eukaryota; Metazoa; Chordata; Amphibia; Anura; Bufonidae.